Messenger RNA from Cygnus atratus (black swan), 2016 nucleotides. It is a transcript of the gene STRA6, whose product is annotated as signaling receptor and transporter of retinol STRA6. Gene Ontology annotation, cellular component: plasma membrane. Gene Ontology annotation, molecular function: retinol transmembrane transporter activity; signaling receptor activity. Gene Ontology annotation, biological process: vitamin A import into cell. The record is from RefSeq and is a predicted model, not a curated record. Lineage: Eukaryota; Metazoa; Chordata; Aves; Anseriformes; Anatidae. The transcript has 17 exons. The coding region runs from base 1 to 2016 and encodes 671 amino acids.
AUGGCAGCCAACGGCUCCGGGGGGGCGCGUGGCUCGCCGCUGGAUGAUGGCUUUGGGGACGACCUGGUUUCUGACUGGUACAUCUACGAGACCGCGGAGCCGGCCGUGCCGCAGGACAACACGUUUCCCAGCGCAAUCCCAGACUGCGACCCCACCAUCUCCCCCAGGCUGUACCACGCCUGCAUGGCGCCCGUCUCCCUGGCUGUGCUGCUGGGCUUGUCCUUGCUGGUGAAACGCCGGCGUCUCCGCCGGGGCUGCUGGAACGGCGUCCCUGGGCUGCUCAGCCCGGCCAACUUUCUGGAGGAGGAGGGCAACCGCGGGCUGGUGGCCGCGGUGUUUGGCAUCCUCUUCUCGUCCCUGUGCGUGCUGGUGCUGGACCGCGACCCUCUGCCGCUUGUCCCCAACUCGUCCCAGCGCAGCCGGGAGUACUGGAAGAUCCUGGCUUUGCUCUACUACCCCGCCUUCUACUGCCCCUUGGCUGCCUGCGCCACGGUGGGGCACAGGGCCAGCUACCUCGUGGGCUGCCUGCUGUCCUGGUGCCACUGCGUGGUGCACAUCUGGCAAAAGGUGGACUGUCCCCAGUCGCCGAAGAUAUACAGGUACUACUCCACGCUCUCCUACGUCCCCAUCAUCCUCUGCCUCGUGGUCUUAAGCCUCUGGUACCCAGCCCUGCUGAUCAGGAGCUUCAUGGGUCACGACGAGACCUUGGAUAAGGAGGUUUCAGGGCGAGGCUACUACAAGAAGUACCUACGGGCUGUCCUGUCCAAGCGGCCAAGGAAGGGGAGCCCCAGCAAGCUAGAAGAGAGCCUCCUGCGCCGGGUCCAGGCGUAUCUGUGCUCCUACAUCUACGCUCCCGAGGAAGGUUUCCAGCUCCCGCUGAAGCUCAUCCUGUCCCUAACCACCUCCGUCGUCGCUGUCUACCAGGUGGCCCUGCUGCUCCUGGUGGCCUUCGUUCCCACCAUCCAGAUCGUGCGGGCGGGGAUGACGAAGGAUGUGGUGGUGCUGCUGGUCCAGUUCGGGCUGGUGCCCUCAGAGAACCCGGGCAUGCCGGGUGACAUGGAGAAGGAGCUCAGCACCGUCAAGCACUACCUGUGGUCGCUGGAAGUGUGCUACGUGUGCUCGCUGGUGCUCUGCUGCCUGCUGACCAUGGCCAUGCUGCUGAGGACGCUGGUGAUGCACAGGAGCAACCUGAAGGCGCUGUACCAAGGGGCCGUGCUCGAUGUCUUCUACAAAGCCCACAUCCUCCGCCCGUCCCGACAAGCCAUCGUCUGCUGGAUGAGCUUCGCCAGCUUCCAGACGGCUUUUGCCUGCCUGGGGCUCCUCAUCCAGCAAGUGAUUUUCUUCAUCUGCUCGGCUGCUUUCACCUUCCUCGUCGUCAUCCCGCUCCAAUCGGGCACAAACACGCACCUCUUCAGGCUCGUGCAGAACAUGUGGCCCUUCUGGCUGACCCUGGUCGGCGCCGUCCUCGCGCAGAACCUGGCAGCUCACUCCCAGUUCCUGGAGCACCAUCCCCUGCGCAAAGAGCUGACCAACAGGCGAGCUCUCUACAUCAUCACCUACCUGCUCUUCCCCGUCAACGUCCUGGUGGGGGUCCUGGCGGGGGUGUGGAGGAUGCUCAUCUCCGCGCUCUACAACGCCGUGCACUUCUGCCAGCUGGACAUCAGCCUGCUGAACCGCGGCGUGGAGACCUUCGACCCAGGCUACCACGCGUACUGCCACUACCUGAAAACGGAGGUGAGCCAGUCGCACCCGGUGAUGCGAGCCUUCUGCCUGCUGCUCCUCCAGCCGCCCAGGCCACGGGGGACCCCAGAGCCCCGACCGGGGGACGUGGAGGAAGGCAUCCAGCUGAUGCAGAGCACGAAGGCGCCGUCGGGCAGAGGCCGACUGAGGCAGAGCCGGGCGCGCUGGUGGCUGGCUUACACCCUCCUCAACAACCCCUCGCUGCUGGCCUGCCGGAAAAACGCCCUCUGCGAUCCCACGGCCAACGGUGCCCAGCUCAGCCCCCAGAAACCCUGA